This is a messenger RNA of Pecten maximus, 1742 nucleotides long. RefSeq lists its product as uncharacterized. Lineage: Eukaryota; Metazoa; Mollusca; Bivalvia; Pectinida; Pectinidae. Bases 387 to 1196 code for a protein of 269 amino acids. The transcript has 2 exons. The record is from RefSeq and is a predicted model, not a curated record.
CCAAGCUUUAGAUGCAGAUAAGGGCGAAUUUGUUUUCUAAAAACUGGUUGUAGUUUGGUAACGGUUCUUGCAAACUUCCCAUUUGUUUCAUAAACUGGUUUCAAACAUAGUUUGACCUUAAACCGGGGGUUUAUUUUUGUUGCUGGCAAAGUAAAACUGGUUUGUUAACCAAUCAAACUGUCCCGUGGUGUGGAUAGUUCCGUUCCAAGAACAAGAUGGCGGGUGUUACACUACUGGGGGAUAUACUCCAAGGGCUCGAUGGAUGUUCUCAUUAACUACGAUGACUGCAUACUGUGUUUUAGAAUUUCUUGAGAAGCCAUGGUCAUCCAGUGGACUGAUGCUAUUAUAUAAGGCUAACCUGGCGGCGGACAGUGUACUGUGUAGCGAUGCCCGCGGUACCGGCAAAUGUGUCUGACUGUGUUCAGGCACUUCUUGAGCAGCUGCUGUCACAGCAAACCCCAUCACCCUGUAGUGCCAACUCUACCUCCGCGCCCAGUGAACGCUCGGAGUCUCGGGCACUGCUCUAUAUAGUGGUAACACUGCUGUUCUAUUCAGGGGGAAUUAUUAUCGGUAUUAUCACGUACCUAAAGCGUGAACGGCGAGAAAUAGAGGAGGACAGGGAGUUUGAUGAAUUUAUUAACACUUACAUUGAACCGGAGACCCGGACAACGUUCCAUAAAGUUCAGCAAGUCAUUGCAAGACUUAAAUAUCUACAGGAGGAAAAAAUAAGGAAAAUGGGAAGUAAGGGAACAGAUGUGAAAUCAAACGACAACGAGGAUAAAAAGGAUAACGUUGAUAAAAAGGAAUGUGUAGAAAAUUCUCUUAUCAAGACCGCCAACUCGUGGAACGAGACAGAGACUUCGAGGCUUGAUAAUACAAUUUGUGAAGACGACGAACCACUAUCAUCUAUCGUCGCUAAACUCAUCGACCCAGACAAACGACGAUCAUUCGACGAAGAUUCGGACAUGGAUGAGGACUAUCAUGAGGGUGGUCUCACAAAGACUUCCUCCAUGCAGUCCAUCAAGGAUUACACCGAGGAACCGGGGAGGAGCGCACGUUCAUCUCUCAUCGACGACGACAACGAAAUGGUGGAUGACGAUUCGUCUACAUUGAUCAGUAAUCAAAGACUUGGUAACAAGGAAGGUAUACAACACUGUAAAACUGUAAACAAAGGAUGUAUAGUGACGAAUGUGUAGUGUUAAUCAUCCAUACCCCUGUGGGCAAUAAGUCCCUUAUUGUAAUAUGCAAGCACAUCAAAAAUCAGCAGCCCUACGACAUUUUCCAAAGGUAGGUUCUCACAUUUGUCAUACCUGUUUUAAUUUGGACGUUUACGGUAAUCCACCUGUACGGUGUGCUCUCACACGGUCGCCUGUUCAACCAUUACCGUCAUCACCAUAGCAACAACUUGGAUCUACUCUGUUUUGCGAGAUACUGUCAGAAAUAUCUCUGGUAAAAGUGAAAAAGCAAUGACAUUGGACUUUGACACACGACAACCUUCAUAACAGUGCCCUAUUCUGGGGUUUCAUCUAUUCAAGGAUACAGUAAGACGCCUUUUGUACGCCGAGCCGUUCAAGGGACCACCGAAAUUGUGCUGUUAGUGUUUGUAACUUUUAUGGUAAGAUUAGAGUGUUUUAUACAAUGAUAAUACACUAGAGAACAUUUAUAUUGAUUUACACUGAUUUUCCGUGAUUUCUUUUUCUAGAUGGUUAUUAAUAUAAAUGAUUAAACUUAUGAUCAAAGCU